CUCCUAAUAACCCGAAAGCUUCUGUCAAAUUCUCCGCCCACAACCAUUCACCACCGCCAUCACACACACACACACACACACACACACACACACUCAUUUCUGUAUCUACACAUCUCUUUUUUCUCUAUUUAAAUACCCCUCCAAAGCCUAGCCUUAGCUGCCCAUUUUCCGUCUACCUCUCUCUCAAAAUUCCAAAAAAGAAAAAAAAUAUUAUGGUUCUUAUGUUUUGAGAUCCAAGAAGGAAAAGUCUCAGAUCUUUAAGUUGAGGGAGUCAGUUUAAGCUAAUAUUCUUUAACAAUCUUAUCUGAUUCUCUCAGUGUUUUUUCUUCCUCUUUUUUAUUGAACAUGUGGAGGUUCAAACAUUUUACUCAAAAAGAACCAGCAGGCCUUGAAGGUCGCUAUGUUGAUGUUGGCAAUCUUAAGAUUCAUGUUCGAAAUGCCAUUGCGGAGGGAGGAUUUUCCUGUGUAUAUUUAGCUCGAGAUGCUGUGCAUGCAUCAAAGCAAUACGCUUUAAAGCACAUGAUAUACAAUGAUGAAGAAUUGUCAGACUUGGUGAUGAAGGAGAUCAAUGUGAUGAAGGCGCUCAAAGGGCAUCCUAAUGUUGUUACACUUUAUGCACAUACCAUCUUAGAUAUGGGAAGAACAAAGGAAGCACUCCUUGUAAUGGAAUUUUGUGAAAAAUCUCUGGUUAAUGUGCUGGAGAGCAGGGGAGCAGCAUAUUUUGAGGAGAAACAAGUCCUUUCCAUAUUUAGAGAUGUCUGCAAUGCUGUUUUUGCUAUGCACUCUCAAUCUCUGCCAAUUGCUCACCGAGAUUUGAAAGCUGAGAAUCUUUUGCUGGGGCCUGAUGGAUUGUGGAAAUUAUGUGAUUUUGGGAGCACCUCUACAAAUCAUAAACGCUUUGAGAAGCCUGAAGAAAUGGGUAUUGAAGAGGACAACAUUCGGAAGCACACAACACCUGCCUAUAGAGCCCCUGAGAUGUGGGAUCUGUUGCGAAGAGAUCUUAUAAAUGAGAAGGUAGACAUAUGGGCUCUUGGAUGUCUGCUCUAUCGCAUAUGCUACUUCAAGAGUGCAUUUGACGGAGAAUCAAAGCUGCAAAUAUUAAAUGGGAACUAUCGCAUUCCAGAUUUACCCAAAUACAGCUCGCCAGUGACAGAUUUGAUCAGAGACAUGCUUCAAGCAUCACCAGAUGACCGACCAGACAUCACGCAGGUAUGGUUUCGUGUUAAUGAGCAGCUACCAGUUAAUUUGCAGAAGUCAUUGCCUGAUGGACCACCUGAAAUGCAAUCUGCUGGUAUACAUGGAGGUAUUGCAAAAGCUGCAAAUAGGUCGCCUCCAAUUCCUCAAAGAAGUCCACCACCUCCUCCUUCAUCUGGGGGUGGGGGAGGUGGGGGACAGCUUGGUGCUUUCUGGUCAACGCAUCACGCAAAGGAUUCACUGUUUGUCGAAGACAAGAGCAGACCUAAAUUUGAUGAAGAACCUAGCCAUAACACAUCACAACAAGAUAGGAAUCAGUCAGAGAAUCGCAGUUUUCCCAAAAACGCUAGCCCUGCAAAGCAGGAAAAUGUACAUAACAUUGUGGCUGGUAGGAGGAAUGUGCAUAAUAAAUCACAUGUGCCUGAGGAUGGUGCUUCCAAGGACUUUGAAUUAACUUUCUCUCAGAAAGAUAUGGAUCAUGGCAUGGAGAGGCCAAAAGCAUCAAAACCGGCUGCUACUCAUUUAUUUCAAGAUGAGGCUUUUAGUACUUUUGUUGCUGAAUUUGAUAGCAAUAAGCUCAACUCAAGAGUUAGUAAUGACAAAGAAGGAAAGGAAGAAGCACUAGAGGCUGAAAUAGAGAGGCUUAAAGAGCAGCUGAAGCAGGUAAACUCUGAGAAGGCCGAAAUAACUUCGAAAUUUGAAAAGCUAUCUGCCAUUUGUCGAUCUCAGAGACAGGAGAUACAGGAGCUCAAGCAAACACUAGCCGCAAGAACUCCUUCGCCGAAUAAAUAUCAAGCCUCAUCUAGAAUUCAACCAUCUGCAAGUCCUCCGCAAGAAAAAUCUGACUGGAGUACCCCAAGCCCAGAGUCAAAGUCAUGGCAAGCAUUUGCAGAUGAUAACAAGUCACAGCAGAAGCCUGUUUCAAAAGGCAACAGUCCACAGUCUGUUAGAACCAGAAACGCACACCAGAAUAAGCAGGCUGCUGAAUUAGCAUCUAAUAUUGAUUCGUGGGGUUUUGGAUCGGAGAGUUUUACAGCUGUACCUACUGCCAGCUCUCAAAUUUCAGGGUCUAAUACUGAAGCGCACUCAGGUGGGUCAAAGAUUAUGGAGAGCAAGCCAGCUACUCAACCUGCUGGAUGGGCUGGUUUCUAGCUCAAGUCAUUUGUGAAGCUAUAUAAGAAGGUAUACUUACAUUAGAAUCAUCAUGUUUUUCCUAAGAUAAAUACAGGGAAAAGUGAGAAAUAUAUGGCUUUCUGGGCUUGUUUGUUGUAUUGAGUGCUUCUGUUUGUAGAUUCACAUUUUUCUAUAAAGCAUUUGAACAUGUUCUCUGGAUUAGAGGCAAACUACAAAUAUAUACUUUUCUGCA
This is a messenger RNA of Populus nigra (black poplar), 2560 nucleotides long. RefSeq lists its product as uncharacterized. Lineage: Eukaryota; Viridiplantae; Streptophyta; Magnoliopsida; Malpighiales; Salicaceae. The record is from RefSeq and is a predicted model, not a curated record. Gene Ontology annotation, cellular component: cytoplasm. The transcript is spliced from 8 exons. Bases 346 to 2346 code for a protein of 666 amino acids. Gene Ontology annotation, biological process: protein phosphorylation. Gene Ontology annotation, molecular function: protein serine/threonine kinase activity; ATP binding.